Yamadazyma jaroonii is the source of this 723-nucleotide messenger RNA. The record is from the annotation of a GenBank genome assembly. NCBI's taxonomy places the organism in Eukaryota, Fungi, Ascomycota, Pichiomycetes, Serinales, Debaryomycetaceae.
AUGUCUAUCAAUGAUGAAAACCAUUCACUGACUUAUAUCCCAGUUAAACGUCAGCGUGGUUCAAUCUCGUUGAAUCCCAUAUCGAAGUUUCAACCCAAGAACCUCAAUACUCAAGAUACUUUCAAGUCAAUCACCAAUCCGACAGGUUUUUUACCCAUAUAUGACACAAAUAUUGAUAUUUCUAGUCAUGACAUAGUUUCAACACCUCGGAAACAUUCAAUUGAUUCGGGUGAUAUUUACUAUGAAGCUUCACCUGUUCACUAUGAUGAUAUCCAAUCCUUAAAGGCUACAAAAAUUAGUCCUUCGUUAGUAGAGCCAUUGAAAGCUACUGUUGAGGUGACAUUACAACCGAAAAUGGUUCCCUUAGCACCUUAUGAUUUUCCUUUGGACUUGAGUAAGGUUUUGGGAGAUAAAAUUCAUUAUACUGCUCCAUUUUGUAAUACGCCAGAACCAGCCUGGGAACAAAAAGGUGAGCAGACUGAGGAGGAUGUUGACGAAAGUGAACAAUCUUAUACCAUGCGUAUGUUAAGUAUCCUCCAGUACGAGAUCGAUCAGGAAAACCAACCUAAAUUCUCGUUCAAGAAAUUCUUCAAUUGGUUUAAUCAAGAUGAGUACUAUGAGUACUAUCCUUGGUCCAGAUUUGUCAAGCACAACGGAAACUAUCCUUUAUCAAUAGAAAACAUCGACAAGAUCAUUCCUGACAUCCAUGAGGAGUUUUUCUAG